UCGGUGCGCCGACAAGCGCUACGGGAGGCGUCGCUUGGUGACGUGUUGGUCAUGGAGGCCCGGGCGGGAGAUGUCUCCAAGCAAAGCAUACGUGAACGGAUUUGGGACUACAUGGAAUCCCAUGAUAUAGCUGAUUUUCCCCGACCUGUUCAUCACAGGAUCCCCAACUUCAAGGGGUCCUACCUGGCUGGCCAGAGCAUCAGAGACCUGGAAGUCUUUGCUGGGACACAGGAAGUGAAAGUGGACCCUGAUAAGCCCCUGGAAGGUGUCCGCUUGCUGGCACUGCAGAGCAGAAAAACACUGCUGGUCCCAACACCUCGACUGAGGACAGGGCUGUUUAACAAGAUCAUACCACCCCCUGGAGCCACCAAAGACAUACUGAGGAAAUGUGCCACCUCCCAGGGUGUGCGGAACUUCAGCGUCCCGGUGGGCUUGGAUUCCAAUGUCCUUGUGGAUUUAGUUGUGGUGGGAUCUGUUGCUGUGUCUGAGAAAGGCUGGCGAAUUGGGAAGGGAGAAGGCUACGCUGAUCUUGAAUAUGCCAUGAUGGUGUCGAUGGGAGCUGUCCACGAGGGGACACCGGUCGUCACGAUUGUCCACGACUGCCAAGUCGUUGACAUCCCUGAGGCUCUCCUGGAGGACCACGACCUCACUGUAGACUACAUCCUCACUCCUACCAGGGUCAUCGCCACAGGCUGUGCACGCCCAAAGCCAACAGGGAUCAUGUGGUCCAAGGUCAGCUGUGAGAUGCUUACGAAAAUCCCAGUGCUCAGGAGCCUCCGUGAGCGAGAGAAGCGGGCGGGGGCCGAUGUCACUCUUCAGGCUGAGCCUGGCACCCAGCAGCCAGCUCCCAGCACUGUCAGGAGACCCCAGGAUAGACCACAGUCACAAGCAGGUUUCCGAGGAAGGUCCCAUAGCUCCCUGGAGGGGACAGACACCCACCUAGCUGCCACUGUGUGCUUGGGAAACCUUCCCUACAGUGCUCGUGUGCGUGAGCUGAAGCGAGCCCUCCAGGAGCUGGGGGCGGUGCCCCUGAGGCUCACCUGGCAGGGGCCACAGCACAGAGCUAUUCUACACUAUACAGACUCCGCUGCUGCCCAGCAGGCUGCCUCUCUCCUACAGGGCCUGCGACUGGGUGACAACACCUUGACGGUGUCACUGGGGCAGCAGAGGGAUACGUGACCUGGUGUGCAGCCCCAGCCGUGCCCUUUCUGCUGCUGGGAUGUGUCUGGCAUGUGACAGUGCCAUCGGUGAUGACCUGCU
This is a messenger RNA of Rattus rattus (black rat), 1260 nucleotides long. RefSeq names its product methenyltetrahydrofolate synthetase domain containing (gene Mthfsd). The record is from RefSeq and is a predicted model, not a curated record. Gene Ontology annotation, molecular function: RNA binding. The coding region runs from base 52 to 1179 and encodes 375 amino acids. Lineage: Eukaryota; Metazoa; Chordata; Mammalia; Rodentia; Muridae. Gene Ontology annotation, cellular component: cytoplasm. The transcript is spliced from 8 exons.